AUGGCUAGCCUAUUGAGCCAGGUGUACCUGGGAGUAAAUACAGAUAAUUCCGAUUCAAACAAAGAGACUCCUUCUCAGAUGCCCAUCUUUUUGCCGCUGUCACAACUCAAUCUGGUUCCUCUCAACUCCACAGCUUCGCCGGUCACCAAUGGAUUCGCGCCAGUCCGGAUUGUCUCGUUGCUAGUUGCCCCCAUCUCUACACCCUCCUCAGGUGCAUUUGAGCCUAAUUCUGAGAAUCCUUCCUUAGCUUCCUACUCACUAUCAUCAUCACAAGCAGAAGAAAUUGCAUCCGAUUCCCUCUUCUCAUCCUUCUUUGUCUCGAAUUCACUCGCCAUGGAAACUGGAAUCGCACCUGGUCAGGUCCUCUUCCCUAAGACCAAAUCUCGAGCUGCUGACCUGGUGCUCGCUGAUCCCGUUAGUCUAAGCAGUUGGCUUUAUUUUCUUCAUUUUGCUUCCUUAUUCCUCACAUCUCUGAAGCCUAGACGAGGUCAAAAAUACAGUCUAGUUGGGAGGAGAGUAUUUUUUUGGAGGUUAGACUAA
Molecule: messenger RNA, 540 nt
Organism: Protopolystoma xenopodis
Lineage: Eukaryota; Metazoa; Platyhelminthes; Monogenea; Polystomatidea; Polystomatidae
Source: the annotation of a GenBank genome assembly